Messenger RNA from Salmo salar (Atlantic salmon), 3876 nucleotides. RefSeq names its product KN motif and ankyrin repeat domains 4 (gene kank4). Gene Ontology annotation, cellular component: cytoskeleton; cytoplasm. The record is from RefSeq and is a predicted model, not a curated record. Gene Ontology annotation, biological process: negative regulation of actin filament polymerization. NCBI's taxonomy places the organism in Eukaryota, Metazoa, Chordata, Actinopteri, Salmoniformes, Salmonidae. Gene Ontology annotation, molecular function: protein binding.
ACUUUACCGUCCCAUAUGUUCAGUCCUCUACACUCAACUCAAUUGUUCCUGUUCCUCUGCUCCAGAUGCUGAGUGUGAGCGAGACAUAGACACAGACAUACACACACACACACACACACACACACACACAGAGGACACUGACAGAGGACUGAGGCAGGAAACUGAACUUCCAUCAACACCUCUGAAGAAGACUAAGAAAAUAAGAGCCUUUUUUAGAGCACCAAUCUCCUUUCUUUUCCUCCCUUCUCUGUUUUUGGUGCUGGAUUGAAGUUGAGAGGGAGGGAAGGCGGCAGUAGCGCGUGCAGACGGCGGAGAGGAAAGGACGAAAGGAAGAGGGGAAUAGAGGAGAAGAGCUGGCUGCACAGCAGGUUGCCCACUCUGACAGCAGAGAAGUCCAUGACCCUGAACUAAUACAGCGAUGGACAGGAAAAGUGCCAAUGGCUACCCUAAGGCCGGAGGAGAGUGUGGAGGUGGGGGUCAGAAGAAGCAGCUGCCCUACUCCGUAGAGACCCCCUACGGCUUCCACCUGGACCUCGACUUCCUCAAAUAUGUGGACGACAUCGAGAAAGGCAACACCAUCAAGCGGGUGCACAUCCAGCGCAAGGCCAGGGGUCCUCCUAAGUUCAGCACCCUGCCCAGGAACUUCAGCCUGCCUGGGCAUGCGGCAAGAUCGGCCCCCAAGGACACCUGGUCUUCCACCUCUACUCUGGGACCCAAGCCCCGGGGCAGAGUCACAGAGGUCCAGCAGUUCUUGGAUUUUAGAGCCAGUGAUGGAGGCAGUGGUAUGGCGGGGGGGCAGAGCCAGAGCAGCAGGGCGCAGGGGAGUGGCUUAUCCCCGGCCAGGCCCAGGGAGGAGGCAGGGGCUGGGGUGUCAGCCGAGAAGCCCCUGGGGAGGCCCAACCUCCUCCGGACGUCCAGCAUGCCCAUUACCAUCCCUCACAGGAAGGCCUCUGAGUCCGGUGACGAGAGAACCGAGAACGGCUCAUCUGAGAACGUAUUCCGCGCUGUGCCCCAGGACCGGUCGGGGCUGCACCAGCAGAUCACCGCUGCCCUGAAGAGGGUCAGAGAGCUGGAGGAUAUGGUGAGGACCAUCCCAGAGCUCAAGUCCCAGAUCUGCUCACUGAGGGAGGAGAGAGAGCAUCUGAUCCUCAGGCUACAGGCCCAAACCAAGCCCCAGGCUCCACUCCCCCCACAACGUGCCUCGCCCUGUCCGGCUCAGAGCAUUGAUCCUCAGCCGCCGGGGUCUGGAGCAGUAGUUGAUACCGGGAGAGCAGAAAGCACUGCAUCAGAGACAGAAACACAACAGAAAUCCUUAAAAAGUACUGCACAAGAAGCAGAAGCAGAUAGGCUUUUAGCAGCACAGGCAUCAGAGGGACCAGACCUACAAAGAGAGGCAUUAGUGAAUCCAUUAGAGAAAACAGCAGAGCUAUCAGAGGACGUUAUAGUACAGAAAGCACCAGAACCUUCAGAGAGAGGAGUGAUAGAGGGAGUCAGUGGUGAGGGGGAUCUCCUCAGCAUCGAACAGCUCCAGGCUAAGCUAGUAACACUAGAGGCUAAGUUAAGUCAGGCUAGUGAAGAGCUGGAGGAAACCAACAGUCUCCUCAGACAACAGGUAGAGGACAACAGGAUGAAGGAGGAGAGGAUACUUCAGCUAAGUGAGGGAGGGAGAGAAGGAAAGGAGGAGGUGUGUGGGGAGAGACAUACAAGUAGGAGGACCAGUGUGGACCAGCAGACAGAGUCAGAGAGAGUGGUCAUUAUAAACCAGGGGACAGAGACAGAGAGAGUGGUCAUUAUAAACCAGGGGACAGAGACAGAGAGAGUGGUCAUUAUAAACCAGGGGACAGAGUCAGAGAGGGCUGAUAUGGUGGAGCAGGGGACUGAUACAGAGAGGAUAGUAAUAUGUUUAAUCAGAGAGAGAGCUAACAGUGUGGACCAGGGGACAGAGACGGAGAGAGUGGAAGCGGUGGACCAGGUGGCCGAGACAGAGAUGAUUAUUGCAUGUCCAGUCAGACCAAGGGGUAACAGUGUGGAUCAGGGGACAGAGACAGAGAGAGUGAACACUGUAAACCAGGUGACAGAGACAGAGAAAGUGGACACUGUAAACCAGGUGACAGAGACGCCGCCUGGAGACAGAUUAGACCAGGGGACAGAGACACAGAUAGUAGUCGGUGUGGACCAGAUGACAGACACAGCACCUGUACGUCCAGUGAGACCAGCAAGACACAGGGCUAACAGUGUGGACCAGGGUAAAGAGACACAAAUACAGGCAGGAGUCAGUGUAGACCAUGGGAAAGAGACAGUGGAUACUGCGAACCAGCUGACAGAGACAGAGACACAGACAGCACCUGUACGUCCAGUGAGACCAGCAAGACACAGGGCUAACAGCGUGGACCAGGGGACAGAGACAGAGAGAGUGGGUACAGUGGACCAGGUGACAGAGACAGAGGCAGCGCAGAGUGCAGACCAGCAAACAGAGACAGAGAGAGACAGAGGUGAGACUAGCAAUACCCCACAUAGAGCUAUAGAGAUAGAAAGUGCAGCUAUAGUAAGUGCAGCCAUAGAAAGUGCGGUCACAGAAAUUUCUGGAGCAGAAAUUGAUGUCGCAGAAAGUGCUAUCAAAAAUGGGGAUAUCACUGAGAGUGCAGUAACUGAAGAAGGUUUUGUAAUUAUAGAAUGUGUGGACACAGAAAGUAUGGUCACAGAGAAUGUGGUCACAGAAAAUGUUGACACAGAAAGUAUGGUAACAAAGAGACAAGAAGUGGUAGUAGAGAAUGCAGUUGAACAAAUUACAGUGACUGAAAGUGUGCUUAAACAGUGUACGGCCAAAGAGGGUACAGUCAUAGAGAGUGUGGUCACAGAAGAGAGUGUGGUCACAGAAGAGAGUGUGGUCACAGAAGAGAAUGUGGUCACAGAAGAGAGUGUGGUCACAGAAGAGAAUGUGGUCACAGAAGAGAAUGUGGUCACAGAAGAGAGUGUGGUCACAGAAGAGAGUGUGGUCAAAGAAGAGAGUGUGGUCACAGAAGAGAAUGUGGUCACAGAAGAGAGUGUGGUCACAGAAGAGAAUGUGGUCACAGAAGAGAGUGUGGUCACAGAAGAGAGUGUGGUCACAGAAGAGAGUGUGGUCACAGAAGUCUCUUUCCCCUGUCUCUGUCACCUGGUCCACACUGUUAGUGUGGUGAAAGAAAGUCCUGUAGUCCCAGAGAGCCCAGUAGCAGCACCCACCCCCUCUUCCAGCCAGACCCAGCCUCAACCGGGUCAGAAGGAGUCUGUGCAGCCCCAGGCCCAGCCUCAGACCCAGGACCCUCGUCGGGGCUCCAACCCAGCAUUAGGCCAGGUAGUAACACGCCUCACAGGGCUGAUUAACGAGCAGUGGGCCCAGCUGGGUAGCAGCCAAGAGAAGCCGGACAAGCAGGAGACCCCCAGCCCCAGCACCCAGAAGCUUGCAGCCAGGCAGGGGAAGCCCGCUGCGGGGAAGCCUUCAACGGGCAAAUCAGCAGGGAAGUCAGGGCCGUCUAAGAUGAGCUCCAUCCAGAGCCAGCUGGUCAGCUCCCUCAGUGCCCUGUCUGCAUUCUACUCCCCUGGACAGAAGGCUGCUGCCAGCAAACAACAAGGUCUGAAAUCCAUCAUGAAGAAGAACGGUGCUGCUGACAAGCAGGGGGAACAGAGGAGGAGCCAAGAAGAACCUCAAGUUUGUGGGAGUCAACGGAGGGUAUGAGACCACCUCCAGUGAGGAGGAGUCGAGCGGGGGAGGAGGAAGGAGGAGGCCGAGGAGGUGGACAGCUCUGAGCCCGAGGAGAUGCAGGAGGAUCAGGAGAAGAAGGAGCAGCAGGAGGAGGGAGCUGGAGAAUCCCAGGGCCAGGGAGAGGCCACUGCCAC